This is a messenger RNA of Balaenoptera ricei (Rice's whale), 788 nucleotides long. It is a transcript of the gene MRPS6, whose product is annotated as mitochondrial ribosomal protein S6. Gene Ontology annotation, cellular component: mitochondrial small ribosomal subunit; ribosome. The record is from RefSeq and is a predicted model, not a curated record. Gene Ontology annotation, biological process: translation. The transcript has 3 exons. The coding region runs from base 41 to 415 and encodes 124 amino acids. Gene Ontology annotation, molecular function: structural constituent of ribosome; small ribosomal subunit rRNA binding. Lineage: Eukaryota; Metazoa; Chordata; Mammalia; Artiodactyla; Balaenopteridae.
GAGCCGGCUCGGUUCGGAGCCGAGAGCUGUGCGUUCGGGCAUGCCCCGCUACGAGCUGGCUUUGAUCCUGAAAGCCAUGCAGCGGCCAGAGACCGCUGCUGCUUUGAAGCGUACACUAGAAACCCUGAUGGACAGAGGGGCUGUGGUGAGGAACUUGGAGAACCUGGGCGAGCGUGCGCUUCCUUACAGGAUCUCCGCCCACAGUCAGCGGCACACCAGGGGAGGGUAUUUCUUGGUGGAUUUUUACGCACCGACAACAACUGUUGAAGGCAUAAUGGAGCACUUGUCUCGAGACAUUGAUGUGAUUAGACCAAAUAUUGUAAAACACCCUCUGACCCAGGAAGUGAAAGAGUGUGAAGGGAUCGUCCCAGUCCCACUUGAAGAAAAGCUGUAUUCCACCAAGAAGAGGAAGUGAGAAGAUUCACCAGAUUUUAGCCUUCUAUUUAAUUCUCUCACUUUUGAGCACCAUGGAUUAAUAACUUACCAGCUUGAUCUUUAUGUAAGAGGGUGCUUUCAGUGCCCUUUGAUUUUCUAAGGUACUUUUAGUUCUUGGUCCCCUUUGCUGUGAGAAGUCGGGGAAUGGCCUCCUUAGAGCCACUUUGUAAUAUAUGGCAUCAGUGCUCCCUGCUCGACUGCGUUUCACGAAUGUAAUUUGUCAGUGAGGACUUUGCCCUGCAGCAGCACUAACACCGCUUUGAAGAGCAAAGAUUAUAAAAACCACUUUGGAUUGCACGCUAGUCAUUCAGACUGUAUACCACCAUGCAAAAUAAAAUUUUAAGACCAUCGUA